CUUCCACUCUUCCCUCUCUGAUUCUCCCCCAGCGACAUGAGCAGCAACCACUUCAGUGGCUCGCUCCCUGCGUCCAUCAGCCUCCUCACAUCACUGCAGCACCUCGAUGUGAGCAGCAACCACUUCAGCGCUCUCUCCCUGCGUCCAUCAGCCUCCUCACAUCUCUGCAGCACCUGUGAGCCGCGCACAGCCCUCCCUGGCGUCAGGCAGGGGGGUGGGCAUGAAGUGAAUUGGAGCCGAGCGGACAUUGCUGCACUAACUUGUAUGAUGCGUCUCGGUGCUGCAUUCAGGGGCCUUGGAGGCAACAAUUUGCGUGGGCCCAUACCUGCUGGCAUAGGCAUGCUUGUUGAGCUGACAUCCCUGAGCAUCUCUGGCUCGGGGCUGACCUGCCCUGCAGACGGCAGCAAGUGUGUGGUGCAGCAGAGCAACGCCACCAGCUUCUGCCGCCUCUGCUUCUCCUUCUGCUCCUCCUGCACGCCCCACACGUACUCCAGUGCCAGCACCCACAGCAGCACCGGCAUCCUCCUCUCAGGAACCACCUGGUCUCGCCCAGACUGCCAUCAGUCUUGCUGCUGCUGCCAUCAGUCUCCUUGCUGCUGCUGCUGCUGUUGCUGCUAUCUCACUCUUGGCUAAGAGGACGCGAGGCUUGAAAUUGAGGAAGUUUUAGCUGAUAGGUAGGGGCUAGGUCUCAGAAUAAUGCAUUGACUAGAAUGGAGGGUACAGGGUGACUUUGUGCUAGUGAGUUGUACUCUCUAAGAGCAUCCACCUAUCUAGCCAAUAAUAGCAUAUGCAUAUA
This is a messenger RNA of Closterium sp. NIES-67, 796 nucleotides long. The record is from the annotation of a GenBank genome assembly. NCBI's taxonomy places the organism in Eukaryota, Viridiplantae, Streptophyta, Zygnematophyceae, Desmidiales, Closteriaceae.